Neofelis nebulosa (Clouded leopard) is the source of this 7122-nucleotide messenger RNA. RefSeq names its product sortilin 1 (gene SORT1). Bases 54 to 2555 code for a protein of 833 amino acids. Gene Ontology annotation, biological process: Golgi to endosome transport; endocytosis; vesicle organization. Gene Ontology annotation, molecular function: protein binding. Lineage: Eukaryota; Metazoa; Chordata; Mammalia; Carnivora; Felidae. The transcript is spliced from 20 exons. Gene Ontology annotation, cellular component: Golgi apparatus; membrane. The record is from RefSeq and is a predicted model, not a curated record.
GGUGGGCGGGCGCGCCGGGCGGCAGGUGUCGGCGGCGUCGGCAUUCGGCGGCGAUGGAGCGGCCCCGGGGAGCUGCGGACGGCCUCUCGCGCUGGCCCCACGGCCUCGGCCUCCACCUCCUCCUCCUCCUGCAGCUGCUGCCGCCGGCGACCCUCGGCCAGGACCGUCUGGACGCGCCGCCGCCGCCCGCUGCGCCGCUGUCGCGCUGGUCCGGCCCCGUCGGGGUGAGCUGGGGGCUGCGCGCGGCCGCGCCCGGGGGCCCGGUUCCCCGCGGCGGCCGUUGGCGCCGCAGCGCGCUCGACGAGGACGAGGACUGCGGCCGGGUCCGGGACUUCGUCGCCAAGCUGGCCAACAACACGCACCAGCAUGUGUUUGAUGAUCUCAGUGUCUCAGUAUCCUUGUCCUGGGUUGGAGAUGGCACUGGGAUCAUUCUAGUCUUGACUACCUUCCAUGUACCACUGGUAAUUAUGACUUUUGGACAGUCCAAGCUAUAUCGAAGUGAGGACUAUGGAAAGAACUUUAAGGAUAUUACAAAUCUCAUCAAUAACACCUUCAUUCGGACUGAGUUUGGCAUGGCUAUUGGUCCUGAGAAUUCUGGAAAGGUGAUUUUAACAGCAGAGGUGUCUGGAGGAAGUCACGGAGGAAGAAUCUUUCGAUCAUCAGAUUUUGCAAAGAACUUUGUUCAGACCAAUCUCCCUUUUCACCCUCUGACUCAGAUGAUGUAUAGCCCUCAGAAUUCUGAUUACCUGUUAGCCCUCAGCACUGAAAAUGGCCUGUGGGUGUCCAAGGAUUUUGGGGGAAAAUGGGAAGAAAUCCACAAAGCAGUGUGUUUGGCCAAAUGGGGGUCAGAAAACACCAUCUUCUUUACCACCUAUGCAAACGGCUCUUGCAAAGCUGACCUUGGGGCACUGGAAUUACGGAGAACUUCAGACUUGGGGAAGAGCUUCAAAACCAUCGGUGUGAAAAUCUACUCCUUUGGUCUUGGGGGACGUUUCCUUUUUGCCUCUGUGAUGGCUGAUAAGGAUACAACAAGAAGGAUUCAUGUAUCAACAGAUCAAGGGGACACGUGGAGCAUGGCCCAGCUACCUUCUGUGGGGCAGGAACAGUUCUAUUCUAUUCUAGCAGCUAAUGAUGACAUGGUGUUCAUGCAUGUAGAUGAACCUGGAGAUACCGGAUUUGGCACAAUCUUUACCUCAGAUGAUCGAGGCAUUGUCUAUUCCAAGUCCUUGGACCGACAUCUCUACACCACCACAGGUGGCGAGACGGACUUUACCAAUGUGACCUCCCUCCGCGGGGUCUACAUAACAAGUGUGCUCUCAGAAGAUAACUCUAUCCAGACUAUGAUCACUUUUGACCAAGGAGGAAGGUGGAAGCACCUGAGGAAGCCUGAAAACAGUGAAUGUGAUGCUACAGCCAAAAACAAGAAUGAGUGCAGCCUUCAUAUUCACGCUUCCUACAGCAUCUCCCAGAAACUAAACGUUCCAAUGGCCCCACUGUCAGAGCCUAAGGCCGUCGGCAUAGUCAUUGCCCAUGGUAGUGUAGGGGAUGCCAUUUCAGUGAUGAUCCCGGAUGUGUACAUCUCAGAUGAUGGGGGUUACUCCUGGACGAAGAUGCUCGAAGGACCCCACUAUUAUACCAUCCUGGAUUCUGGAGGCAUCAUUGUGGCCAUUGAGCACAGCAGCCAUCCUAUCAGUGUGAUUAAGUUCUCCACAGAUGAAGGUCAGUGCUGGCAAACCUACAUGUUCACCAAGGAGCCCAUCUACUUUACCGGUCUAGCUUCAGAACCUGGAGCUCGGUCCAUGAAUAUCAGCAUAUGGGGGUUCACAGAAUCUUUCCUGACCCGCCAGUGGGUCUCCUAUACCAUUGACUUUAAAGAUGUCCUUGAAAGGAACUGUGAGGAGAAGGACUAUACCGUAUGGCUGGCUCACUCUGCCGACCCUGGAGACUACGGAGACGGCUGCAUCUUAGGCUACAAAGAACAGUACCUGCGGCUCCGCAAGUCGUCUGUCUGCCAGAAUGGUCGGGACUAUGUUGUGACCAAGCAGCCGUCCGUCUGCCCCUGCUCCCUGGAGGACUUCCUCUGUGAUUUUGGCUACUUCCGUCCAGAAAAUGACUCCAAAUGUGUGGAGCAGCCAGAACUGAAGGGCCACGACCUGGAGUUUUGUCUGUAUGGCAGAGAGGAGCACCUGACAACAAACGGGUACCGGAAAAUUCCAGGAGACAGAUGCCAAGGUGGAGUGAAUCCAGUUCGAGAAGUAAAAGACUUGAAAAAGAAAUGUACAAGUAACUUUUUGAGUCCUGAAAAGCAGAAUUCCAAGUCCAAUUCUGUUCCAAUCAUCCUGGCCACCGUGGGACUGAUGCUGGUCACCGUUGUAGCAGGGGUGCUCCUCGUGAAGAAAUACGUGUGUGGGGGAAGGUUCCUGGUGCAUCGAUACUCUGUGCUUCAGCAACAUGCUGAGGCCAAUGGUGUGGAUGGCGUGGACGCUCUGGACACAGCCCCCCACACUAACAAGAGCGGCUAUCACGACGACUCAGAUGAGGACCUCCUGGAAUAGCUCCUCCAAGGAGCUGGGACCGAGGACAGAUGAUGGAACCGCAGUACCUCUCACACUCCCUGUGGCUCCGAAUGGGGGGAAUAAAUUUCCCAUUGCGAGGGACCCAGCUCUGUUUCUGCUGCUUCCACCAAAGCCAAAAGGACCUUCACUAAAGAAAUGCAGGGCAGGGGGGAGGGACCCUAAACACUCUCAUAAUUGGCCCUGAGAAGGGGGGGGAAAUUUUUAAUUCUUUAACUUUUUAUUUCAAAUUCUUUUUGCAAAGUAUGGGUUCUUUUGGUUUUGUUUUUGUUUUUUAAGGGAAACUUUCGAAAUGGAAUCAGAAGGGAACAUUUCACUAACCCCACUCUCGCAUGUUUUGCAUGGCGCCUGCUUCAGGGCUCCUGCCAACCCCAGCAUCAAUGUUCACAACGCACCCGGUGCUGUCCCUGGGCUCUGCCGGCGACACAAAGCAGCUGCGGAGAGGGACUUGGAGGCUGCAAUGACUGGCACGGCCCGGGCAGCCUUUCCCCGGCCAGGGACAGCCCUGCCCCAAGAACACUGCACACCAGCUCCUCACACACACCCUGCCUUUUCUUUCUUUCUUUUCUGGGGACCGUAGACCACAGUGGUGUUUCUUUUCCCCUUUUAAUCGGGGAGUAUACCCUUGUCAGUUGCCCUUUGACAACUGACUUAACCAUGUGCUUCUAAGACACUAAAUCAGGAAAACUUAAAGGGCAAUAUUUUUAACUUGGGGCAGGAAGAAGGGAGCAGCAGAGAAUUGACUAGAUUUAGCACCUAUUAAAGGACAAAUUCUUGCUUCUUCCAAGAGCUUUCCAACCGUGCUUCAUGUUUGUGCCAGUGGAUUUGCUCAAGGACAGGGUUAGGGCUUGCCCCGGAUGUCUGCCCAGGCCAAGUGACCUCUUUGCUAGAGCCGAGGGAGGGCACCCGGUGUGGCCCCUACGGACUGAACAUCACACAGUCUUCCAUGUUCUCUGCCACCUGUUGGCACGGCGGUGAAUCAUCAGGAUGGCCGUUUACUUGCGUGCCUCCUGUUGGAUUGCUGUCGUAUAUGGAGCCAGGACUAAACACAUUUUCAGAUUUAUAGGCUCUUUUUUUGAAAAUCAGGACUUUAUUACGAGGCUCUCCUCCUCACCCAUUUUUCCCAGCUUUGCCAAGGAAUUUGUUGCCGUGAAACUUUUGGCCAAACCAACUGAAGACACACUUCCAGUGUAGGUGAUGUUUUAUGUGAUACAUUAGGUUCGUAUUUUAAAUUUAAGGAAAUUUUCCAUUUGACACUUUUCAAAUUAAGUUCACGGUAGAAUGUAGUGAGGUGGAUUUGAAGAUGGCCAUAUAGUAGCGGCGAGCUGCAGUAGUUAGUUUUCAUAUGGCUUGGAUGUUUGCUCGCCAGGAAUAUAGCAUGGUACAAGCUUGGUCUUAGCAUCCCUACUGUGCUGGCCACAGUUUCACCCAGUAAUUAUGAUUGGGACAUUCUUUGGUAACUGCCAUUUUGCUGCUCGUUCAUUUUAUGGCUCUAAAGUCACAAAAAAGUAAAUGUGCCAAAUUAACUUUUGUCAGAAUGAGUGAGCAGAUGGCCGUGUUCUCUCCUCCCCAGAAUGGAUUAACAGCAGCAGGGAAAGUGGGAGAGGGGGUGGAUGGAGAAGGUUAGAGACUGUGAAGCUGCAGGAAAAUUAAAUGAGUCAGGGAGCCCUAGUUAGAAAAUAAAGUUAGGGCAGUUUUUGUGAAGAGGAUUCAUAUUUGCUUGAGCUAGAGAGCACUGGUCUUUUAGGAAAAGCUCAUUCAUUUGACCAGCUCACAAAUGAUGAAGUGUCAGCCUUUGUCCCAGACACCCUCACCUCCUGUCCAAAGUGAAUUUGAUGCCCAGAAAAGACCCACUUCUGCACACCUUUUCCCCACGGCAUAUACGUGUUACCCGUUGGAGUACCUGUGCCAGUAUGCAGUAUUUCUCUGAUUCAUUUUAGGAUGGUAGGAAAGUUAGUAUUCUGUAACCAAGUAUGGUUAAAGCUCUUUGCUUGUGAUGGUAUCUGGGAUUUCUGUAAAACCUGGCAGCUUUCAGAGGACUUCAUUCGCAGUAUGUCAUUUGAACCUUACCACAUCCUCAGUGAGAUUCUUCCUUUGAAGGCAGGGGUUUGUAAUACGCAUUUUUAGGGGAUGGAGCGGAGGUACAAAAAGUGAGUAAAUUGUCCAGGGUCCCUGUGUGUGAUGAGCAGUGCCGGUUGGCCAUUGGCCAUCUUCAGGGCUCGCUACCUUGUUAUGCGUGCAGGUGCUGGAUACCUGGAGCGGGAAGGGCUUCUUUCUUCUGGAUGACUUGCUGUUCUUUAGGAGAAGGGUCAGUGGCAUUUCUGUCAGAGCAGCGUGUGAAGCCUUUUUGUCACCUUGGUAAACAGCAAGUCUCAUUCUCCUGUUUUUCACGUCUGAAAACACAAAUGAAUGGUGAUUUUGAAUAUGUGUUUAGAAACUGCCCCUCACCUCGUUGCGGGCGUGGGAUCUCCCUUGAUGAGCCACCCCUCUCCAUUCUCCUUGUUUGCUUGGCCCUGGCCAGCUAGCUAGCUAGUUCCCGUUGGUUGGAGGACUGCCAACAAGCCUGGCUCAUUCUCUUCAUUGGCUAGUUAGCUUUCCAUAUCAGCCUGCUUACUCAGAAAUGUAUGCCCUCAGCCAGAAAGCAUAACAGCCUAAAUCCAUGAUAGCUUAUGAGGGAAGACAAGUUCUAAUUUGUUCUACUGAUGUUAGGUUAGGAGCAUUAUCUUUGCGUAAAGUAUAGCUUACCAUUGUGUAAUAAAAUCCCAGGCUUGAUGGUAGCAGGAGAGAUUAUUGCUGGAGGUUUCAGUGAUAGAAUUUAGCAUUGUAAGAUAAGUUGGACAUGUCAGACUGUCCAGAGUGGUCUGGGCUUUUAAAUUCAGGUAGAGAACUCACCAUCCCUCACCUGUGACAGGUGUCUUGGACCUAAGGGGGGUUCUUGGUUUUUAGUGGGUCCAGAGACCAGGGAUGCAUAUACCUAGGCUGGUGAUUGAAUGGGAACACCACUUUGAAGAAUCAAAAGUGUUUGGAGGGUUCUGGCAGUUCUAAGCUGGGCUCGGGAGAUUCAGUAGAUUAGUUCUAACUGAAAUUGAGAACUUGCCAUCUGCCUCUAACUAGGCUUUCCAGUGUGUACCUCUCUAAUUCCUAGGUUUGCCUUUGGGCCUCUACAUGCCCAAGCUUGCCUUUCAUCCCUGAUAGAUGAGUCACGUGCUGGCCACCUCCAGCUCCUGCACCGGCUCUAUAAAGCGCAGCUGGUUUUUCCGUGGCCUUGGUCACAAUACCAGGGUACAGAGAGGGCUGGCCGGAGCUUCAGUCAGUUCUCUGUUUCUUAGGCAAAUCAUCCAAGUAUGGGAGGUUCUCUUUCCCUUCAGGAGAGCUCUAAAGAGCCCUGCUUCUAUAUACAGUGGUUUAGAGCUCAUCCUGCCCAUUGUUGGUACAUUCCCCUCACCCCUCACCCUGGAUACUUGGAACUACUAAAAUAAGAGAUUCAGCUUUUCAAUUUUGCUACUGCCUUGCCGCAAGCAGGGAAAUAAACAUGGACUUAAAUGUCCUUUGAACAAAACCAAAGUGUAAGACUUGCCACAUGAUGGAGCAAUAGGGAGGGCCAGACUUACCGGCACUGGCGCUCAGCAGGUGCCAGACCUUCCGUUUCAUCUGCUGCCCGUUUGCCCAGCAGCUCUGGGAGCAUCAUCCUGCCCGAGCAGAGCCCGGGCCUUGCCCUCAUGAAGGAUGAUUGAAAUAGCAGGACCAUGUUGAUUCCUUGGUUAUGUCUCAUUAUAACAGUAAGAAUCAGAACAUUAAUUUGAAACUGUCUUCAACAACUUGCUGUAUGCAUUUUUUUCACACCAGUACAUUCUUAAGCAUCCUUGUUUAUAUAGAAUAACAUAAACUAAUCUGUACCUUUAUAUAUAUAUAUAUGUACAUAUAUACAUGUAUAAACUGUAUAGUGUACAUGUUAAUGAUUUAUUGAUGUGUCCCAAGUCUUUCAUGACAUUCUCAUCCUCCGCAUGCCCUCAGUUUGUGGUCGGGUGACUUGAAUGUUCCCCGAUGAUUCUGCCCACCUCCCAUGUUUGGACGUCUAGGGAAGGAGGGUUUUGGUCGUACCCUCCUUAUCCUCAUGCACAGAAAUGCUCAGGGUCCCCAUGUGCCUGUUGUUCAACCCUUUCUUGUCUCUUGUCCCCUUUCUGAGCAUGUGGUCCCUCCCUGUCCUAUAACUUCUCUGCCCCUUCCCCAAGUUGUGGGACAGCUACCUUCCUACUAAAGUGUAAAGCAGUAUUAACAUCAUUACUGCAUGUGCGCUAAAAACCCAAGUUUUCUGUUCCCUUGGGACAGAAAAUUGCAUGUGGGGUGGGAUAAUCAAGUUUCAGUGACCCAUGUCAGUUACACAACAAAAGCCAGACCCCAUUACAAAAUUCCACAAAACGGAAAUCAAACUCAAAUUUCUUUAGCAUUGUGUAAAUAAAUCUGGAUGUGUUUAACUUUGUACUGGUAAUUUUCUGUAUAUUUGCAAUAUUUGGGUUAGAAAUAAAACAGACUGGACUUUGUUACCUGA